Molecule: messenger RNA, 1707 nt
Organism: Brettanomyces bruxellensis
Lineage: Eukaryota; Fungi; Ascomycota; Pichiomycetes; Pichiales; Pichiaceae
Exons: 1
Coding region: 1-1707 (568 amino acids)
Cellular component (GO): mitochondrial matrix
Molecular function (GO): L-glutamate gamma-semialdehyde dehydrogenase (NAD+) activity
Source: RefSeq, a predicted model, not a curated record
AUGUCUAGAACCAACCAACUCGGAUCAAGUGCCGCAAGAGCAGCAAACCUUGCAUUUUUCAGAACCCCAAGCUCGAUUAGGAAUGAACCAACCAAGGUUUUCAGUAAAGAUGACCAGGUUGACUGGGCUUCUUUGAAAAAGGAGUUGACAGCAUAUACUUCCAAGUCUUCUGUUGUUCCAUUGGUUAUAGGCGGUAAGGAGAUCAGCCAGGGAAGAGAAUAUGGCUCUAUCACAAACCCUGCUGAUUUGAAGCACAGCUUAGGUCAGUAUGCCAGAGCUACAAGCGAAGAUGUGAGAGCUGCCAUCAAAUCCUCUUUGCUUGCCAAGGAGAAAUGGGCCAGCACAAGCUUUGCUGAUCGUGCUGCCAUCUUUUUGAAAGCUGCUGAUUUGAUUUGCAACAAGUACCGUUAUAAGAUGUUGGCUGCUACUAUGUUGGGACAAGGUAAGAACGUUUUCCAAGCUGAAAUUGAUUGCAUUGGUGAACUUGCUGAUUUCUUAAGAUUCAACACUAAGUGGGCUGCCGAGCUUUACGCCAAGCAACCUGCCGAGGGUCCGGAUGGUAUCUGGAACAGAGUCGAAUACCGUCCAUUGGAGGGUUUCGUCUAUGCUGUUACACCAUUCAACUUUGUUUCUAUUGCCGCAAACUUGUCUGGAACCCCAGCAUUGAUGGGAAACACUGUUAUCUGGAAGCCAUCCGACUCUUCCAUUUUGAGUAACUAUCUCAUGUACAAGAUCUUUGAGGAGGCCGGUCUUCCUGAAGGUGUGAUCAACUUCAUCCCAGGUGACCCGGUUGCGGUCAGUAAGGAGGUUCUUGCAAGCCCAAGCUUCAACGCUUUACACUUUACCGGAUCCACGCAUGUUUUCCGUAGCUUGUGGGGUGAAAUUGCCUCCAACGUUGCAAAGGGUGUCUACAGAGAUUUCCCUCGUAUCGUUGGUGAAACUGGUGGAAAGAACUUCCACCUGAUUCACAAGAGUGCAGACCUUAAGAAUGCUGUGUACAACACUCUUAGAGGUGCAUUCGAGUUCCAGGGACAGAAAUGCUCUGCCGUUUCUCGCUGUUACGUUAGUGAAUCGAUCUGGCCUGCAUUCAAGAAGCUUUUGGUCGAGGAGACUAACAAGAUCACACCAACUAACACCACGGUUGUUGGUGGACUGCAUGCAUUCAUGGGUCCUGUUAUUCAUGAAAGAUCAUUCAAGAAGCUUAGCGGACUUAUUGACAGCAUUGCCUCCGACCCAGAGCUUGAGCUUUUGGCAGGUGGUAAGUACGAUGGAUCCAACGGUUACUUCAUCAAGCCAACUGUUGUUGAGGCCAAGAAUCCUGACCACAGAUUCCUGAAGGAGGAAUUCUUUGGACCAUUGGUUACAUGUUACGUUUUCCCUGACGACAAGUUUGAGGAAACACUGUCUUUGAUUGACUCUUCUACAUCUUACGGUUUGACCGGUUCGAUAUUUGCUAAGGACAGAUCUAUCAUUCGCCUUGCUGAGGAGAAGUUGAGAUACAGUGCUGGUAACUUCUACAUCAACGAUAAGGCAACAGGUGCUGUUGUUGGUCAACAGUGCUUUGGUGGUGCUAGAGCAUCUGGUACCAACGAUAAGGCCGGAAGCUCAAACUUUGUUGCUAGAUUUGUCACCCCAAGGGCAAUAAAGGAGAACUUCAGAGAGAUCAGCGGAUACACAUACCCAUCUAAUGCUUCAGAAAACCAGUAA